Molecule: messenger RNA, 783 nt
Organism: Penicillium argentinense
Lineage: Eukaryota; Fungi; Ascomycota; Eurotiomycetes; Eurotiales; Aspergillaceae
Exons: 1
Coding region: 1-783 (260 amino acids)
Source: RefSeq, a predicted model, not a curated record
AUGUCCCUUCCACCCCGCUACGAAAUCCGCCCUUUGGGCGAAGAACACGAAGAAUGGGCCCGCGCAAUCUGCGUCCAUACAAACUGCUUCCACUCACCCCUCUGGUCAACCGUAUACCCAAACAACAAAACAGAACGCCUCUACGCCGCCUUCGAAACGGCGAAAUACUUAAUAACCCACCAAAUCAACUCGGGUCACUCGCUUGGCGUCUUUGACACAGAAUACGUCUUCAAGAACCCGGCGUCUAUUCCGACUGGCGGGAAAUUAUACUGGGAUACAACCGAUAAAUGCGCAACCGAAGAACAACUCGCGUCGCAGAUGGACUUCCCACUCGUGUCAAUCGCCAUGGCGUACGAUGCCAUCGACCCGCUGGAUAUAGCCCAAAUCGAGCCGAUGAUCAAGGUUCUCCCGCUCUUCGCGACGGUUUACGAGAAGCUUAACACGCUGGAUCCGAGAGAUGAGACGUGGAAACCGAGUGCCAGAGGGCAGGUGCUUAUGCGGAAUGCGACGAAUACGGUGCAGAAGUAUGCGGGACAGGGACUUAUGAAGGCGGCGGCGGAGGAGUUGAUGAGGAGGUCUGCGAAGUUGGGAUUUCGGGCUAUUCAGAUUGAGAGUGCGUCGCCGGCUGUUGAGAGGGUUUGGUCUAAGCCGCCGGAGCCGUUUCGCGCGAGUGUGGUUGCGCAGUUUCGGACGGAGGAGGUUGAGCAAGAGCAGGAUGGGGGUGUGGUUAAUCCAUUUGAGCCGGCGAGGAUCAAUAUUGCGAGAAUUUUUGUUGAGCUUUAG